Molecule: messenger RNA, 2030 nt
Organism: Contarinia nasturtii (swede midge)
Lineage: Eukaryota; Metazoa; Arthropoda; Insecta; Diptera; Cecidomyiidae
Product: toll-like receptor 3
Exons: 1
Coding region: 46-1884 (612 amino acids)
Molecular function (GO): protein binding
Source: RefSeq, a predicted model, not a curated record
UAGUUCAGUUUCAACGCCAAAACAGCAGUUUCUUUAAAAAAGAAAAUGAAAAUUGUAUGGAUUUGGUGUGUAUUGUGUGAGAUCAUCAUGCUUGUUCUUUGUACAGAAGUACCAUUGACUUGUGAUGAAUUCAAAGAAGAAGAAAUAUUAUACGAAGGACUUUAUUGCACAGUGGCCGGUGUUCAUUUGGGUGAUUUCGAUACGUUCAAUUGCAAUGUGUAUCCAUACUAUCGUCAUUUGGUUAAAGUUGUGAAAUUCACCGAUAGUCGUACAAUUAAUGUACCCUAUAUGAUAUUUCAUUACUUCGAGGGUAUACGUGAAUUUGAUAUAUCGUUUACCGAAUUGGAGUCGAUUCGUCGCGGUGAUUUUAUCAAAGCUGAAAAUCUAAUGUAUUUAACGGCCGCACAUAAUAAAAUGUCGGAACUGACAUCGUCAUUGUUUUUGGGUGCUCCAAAUAUAUCCGUGGUGGACUUUUCGUACAAUAACAUCGAGCGUGUUAGUGCAAGUGCGUUUGCGAGUGCAUCACUAAUGUCACGAUUACAUUUGUCACAUAAUUCAAUUCGUACAUUGGAUAAAAACACAUUCGCAACGAUGAUAAUGUUAGACGAAUUGUAUUUGGAUUUUAAUCAAUUGGAAUCAAUCGACGUGGAUUUGUUUGCGCAUAACAUACUAUUGGCUCGCCUGUUCUUGAACAACAAUCGUAUCAUUCAAUUGGAUUGUGAUUCGAUAAAGGAUUUGAAAUACUUAAAUAAAAUCGAUUUAUCGGUGAAUAAAUUGCAAGAAUUUAACACGAGCUGUGUAUCAGGCAUUGAUUUGGAUUUAAUCAUUCACGAUAAUCAAUUGAAAAAGCUGACACUGCGCAAUGUGGCUGCUGUUCAUGCGUCGCAUAAUCAAAUCGAAAACAUUUACAUCGAAGACGGCAUAAGUAACUUGAAAAGUUUAAAGUUGGCCGCCAACAACUUGACCAAUUCGAAUGUCACGAAAAUUUUCGAGCAUCUUAGUUCGUUGGAAACACUUGAUUUGUCAUAUAAUUACGUGGGCAAAUUAAACAUCGGCACAUUUGCCAAACUCACAAAUUUGGAGCACCUUCAUCUUGGACAUACAAACUUAUCCAAUAUUAAUUUCGGAACGUUUUUCCAUCAAAAAGAGCUCAAAUCUUUGGAUCUUUCUUAUAACAAUCUGACAGUCUUGAAUUUUGACGUAUUUUUACCGUAUUUAAAAAAUUUGGAGUCACUUGUACUGGAUGGCAACAAUUUAACCGAAAUGGAAGGACUGACGAACAGCAUGUUUCCGCAAUUGUCAAUGCUCAGCAUAUCAAAUAACAGUUUUAAUUGCACUUAUUUGGCCAAGUGGUUGCGAACACUGAAAUGGGAUGAACUUGGACUGAGCAUCGACCCGGAUCUGGUUCAUACCAAUGAAACGCAUAUCAAUGGCAUUGCAUGCGAUCACCGGACCAACGAUUCCAUUGCAUAUAAUCGCAUUCAUAGCGACCACUACGAUCACCAGUACAACGUUCACAAGGCAAUUGUUGCAAUUCUUAAUCCAAGCCACAACAAUCAUGGCAACAAAACCGAUAAUGACAACAGCAACAACGAAGGCAACGGCGACAGCGAUAUUCAUGAAUUACAUAUUUCAAACUCGGUAGAUCGUGAACGUGUUCUGGAAGCGCAUUUGUUAACCAUGAAAUAUUUACUUGUAUUUAUCUGCUGUGUUUGCCUCGCAUUUGUUAUCACAAAAUUUGUAACCAUCUUUCGCGCACAUCGUAAGCUUGACUUUCAUGUGGCCAGCUGCAAUAACGGAGUUUAUCUACAGGACAGCGACAAAUAUGACAUUUAUCAAUCAACAGCAACCAUGAAUACCAUACAAACAAAUGUCGCCUACUGAGAAAAUACAACAAUCGGAAGAUGCUCAAUCGAGCAUAUCAGCUUCAUUUGGCUUUUGAGGAUGAAAUUCAUUUGUUGGAAUAAAUUUUGAGCGGAUUUGAGAUUUUUUUAGAUAGAGAUUUAGAAAGAAAAAAGUGAAAAAAUAAA